AGAAGGUGUCCGCUCCUUCCUCCACGGAACCCGCAGUUUUCUUCGUCCCGUCGCCGCGCGACGGAGUCGUUUCUCGCCGGAGCUGAACCGAUCGUCGAAUUCCGGGGUAUUCGCCGCGACCGGAUCCGAGGAUCGCCGCGUUCGGAGGAUUCCGAAACAUCCGACGAGCGCGAUGACGGGAAUCGUACCGUUCCUACUACUGGCGUUACUGUUCCUGUCGAGGCACCUCGACGCGGACGCCCAUCCCGCCGACGUCUCCGAGGACCACGAUGCCGACGGACGGGAACUCGAGGACAGCUGGUCCCUGGCCGACCUGAACGAGGGCAACGAUCACGACGCCCGCCGGGACGAGGCUCUAGAGAAGCUGCAACAGGUACUCGGUAUUCGGAGUCACGGCGAGAAGACGGGACGUCGCAAGGUGCCGCCGCAAUUCAUGUUGGAACUGUACAACAACGUCGCCGAUCCGAGCGGCGUCACGCGGGGUAGAAAUCCGUACAACGCCAAGGUUGUCCGCAGCUUCAUCGAAAGAGACACGUCCAUGUCGCGGUUCUACUUCUUCAACAUCACGGGGCUGGAAGUGAACGAGUCCGUGUUGGAGGCGGAGCUUCAUCUCUAUCGGAAGAGGACCGCCUUGCGAACCAUGCACCCGUCCACCGUUACUACUCCUUACUACUUGAUAAGGGUGUACCAAGUCAUGGACGAGAAAAGCUUGGACGUCCCGGAUCUCCACAGGCUUCUGAACGUCAGAUACGUCGGGGCUCACGCGUCCGGUUGGCAGAUAUUCAAUGUGAAACAGGCGGUCCUCGCCUGGUUGAACGGCGAACCGAACCUGGGGUUGCUGGUGACGGCCACCACGCUGUUCGAGGACCAGGUGAACGUGGAGUUCUCACGGCGGAACGAGUACCAUCACAGCAAGCAACCGAUCCUGGUACUGUUCGACGACGACGGGAAAGGCCAGCUAGGAAACAAAAAGGUCGUUCCUCGUUACUACGCGUACGGCAACGACAACGAGGUGGAGGCGGAGGUGUCCUACGACGAGGACGACGAGAAGAUCGAUCUGAAGGACGAGUACAACGACAAGAGACACGACGGUCGGCACGGUCAGACGGAGGAGGCUCGAUGGGAAAGCGGAAACGCGUCGGAGUAUUUCCAAAGACAGAAGAGGACGCACAAGGAGGAUACCGUGACGGAGGUGGCCGGAGGUAGCGAGGACGCGGCGGAAACCACCGGGCGUCGUCGCAGAGAAGUGAUGCCCUCGACGAGGAACAUUUUCAGGACGAUAAACGUGUAUAGAAGAGCGAGGCGACGGGAGAAGGCGAAGAAGAGCGUCCGUCGAAGGCUGACGUCUCGCACGAGCGUUCGCCAGAAGCGAUCAACCAAGAGCCACGCGUCCGUCCAACAGAACGUCACCGAGUGCUCGAGGCACGAGCUUUACGUAGACUUCAAAGAGAUCGGUCUCUCCUCAUCGAUCAUCGCUCCGCUCGGCUAUUCCGCCUAUUAUUGCAAAGGUAUCUGCGAGUCGCCGUUGAGCCAGGACCAGCAGCCGACAAACCACGCGACCAUCCAAGGGAUCGUUCAUAAAAUGGGGCUGGUCAAGGGCGUGGAGAGACCUUGUUGCGUGCCCACGAAACUCCUGGGCACCACCAUUCUGUUCUUCGACGACAACGAGAACGUCGUGCUCAAGGUCUACCAAGACAUGAUCGCGAAUCGAUGCGGGUGUCGUUAAAGGUAUCGUCUGAGAUCGUCGCGACGGGUCACCUGUUCUUCUCGCGGAUGAAGAGGUGACAGACGCGCGUUACGCUUUCAGCGUUCAGCGGAGGAAGCAAUGGUAUACGGAAGAUAUCGACAGAUAGAGAGAAUGAGCGAACGUAUGCACAAAGAGAGUGAAUGCACGCGUGACGUAAAGAAACGAUUUCAUUGCGCGUUAGUUACGAGAGUCAUUCCCACAGAUUCGCUUCGUGAUCGCCCGUUCAAUCAAUCGUCCCCCGACUUUUGUACAUAAGAACAUUCCUAAAUUCGCGUCACGAUCGUACGUAUCAACGAUCGGCACGCGUCCGUAUCGUAUCCUGUAUUCGUCGUUAAAUUAUUAUUAUAAUC
Molecule: messenger RNA, 2097 nt
Organism: Colletes gigas
Lineage: Eukaryota; Metazoa; Arthropoda; Insecta; Hymenoptera; Colletidae
Product: bone morphogenetic protein 2-like
Exons: 5
Coding region: 173-1726 (517 amino acids)
Biological process (GO): SMAD protein signal transduction
Cellular component (GO): extracellular region
Molecular function (GO): cytokine activity; growth factor activity
Source: RefSeq, a predicted model, not a curated record